AUGUCUCCUGACAAGUCGAAAGAUACACAGACCGCUUCGAAAGCUUGGUGGAAAGAAGCUGCCGUGUAUCAAAUUUAUCCGGCCUCCUUUUGUGAUCACGCCGAUUCUGGUCAUGGUACCCUACGAGGUAUGCUUUCCCGUAUACCAUAUUUUAAACAACUCGGUAUCGACAUCAUUUGGCUGUCGCCCAUCUACCGAUCUCCCCAGGCUGAUAUGGGAUAUGAUAUCUCGGAUUACCGGGCUGUCGAUCCUCGUUAUGGGACGAUGCAAGAUUGGGAAAAUGUCAGAGAUGCUAUUCACGAACAAGGUAUGAAACUCGUCAUGGACCUCGUAGUGAACCAUACUUCCGAUCAACAUGAAUGGUUCAAGGAAUCACGAUCUUCCAGGACAAACCCAAAAAGAGACUGGUACAUAUGGCGACCCCCCAGAUACUCAGCUACAGGGGAGAGACUGCCGCCCAAUAACUGGUCUCCCACUUUCGGUUCGAAGUCAGCUUGGGAAUGGGACGAGGCUACCCAAGAGUACUACCUUCAUCUGUUCCUCAAAGAACAGCCGGAUCUCAAUUGGGAAAACCCUGAGGUGCGCAAGGAGAUCUGGGCUAUGAUGCAUUGGUGGUUGGAACAGGGCGUGGACGGGUUCAGGAUGGAUGUCAUCAACUUCAUCGCAAAGUCACCUGGCUUGCCCGACGCUCCGGAGGUCUUUCCGGACAAGGAGUACCAACCAUUUGGCAGGCUUUCCAUCAAUCGCCCUGAAGUGCAUCAUCAUCUGAAGGAGAUGCACAGGGAAGUACUUCAGCGUUAUGACUGUUUCUGCGGUGUGGGAGAGACGCCGGGAGACGGGCCCGUAUCUGAAUACGCGCCUUAUUCCAAUCCGAGCAAUAAAGAACUCCAAAUGGUCUUUCAUUUCCAUCAUCAAAGCUUCGAUAGGAAAGGGGGUGGUCUAGGCAGGACCUGGAAUCCGGACUGGAAGCUGGUUGACUUCAAGAGUGUGCUCAACAAUUGGCAAGUGAAAAUGGAAGAAGCAGGCGGUUGGAACUCCAAUUAUAUCGAGAACCACGACCAACCGCGUAUCGUCAGUCGACUGACCUCUGAUCAUCCUCUUGACCGGGCGAAAUGUGCCAAGUUGAUCUCAAUGCUACAUACAACACUCACCGGUACACUGUUCAUCUUUCAAGGUGAGGAGAUUGGGAUGGUCAAUUUCCCUCGAGAUUGGGGAGAAGAAGAGUACAAAGAUGUGGAAACGAGGACUGCUGGGGAGCAGGAUCCCAAUAUGAUUGAUUUGCUGGAGGGCAUGAGGAUGACCGCUCGAGAUAACGGGCGCACCCCAAUGCAAUGGGAUGCCACGGAAAAUGCCGGUUUCUCUAAGGGUACACCGUGGAUGAGAGUGCAUGACGAUUAUCAAGAGUGGAAUGUGGCGAAGCAAAUGGCAGAUGGCUCCUCCGUGUGGGCGUUUUGGAAGAAAAUGCUGUCUUUGCGUAAGGAAUACCAGGCUCUCAUUUAUGGUACAUUCCACCCACUUGAUGAGUCCAACGAAAAUAUCUACGUGUACACUCGUCAUGACCCCUGCCUCUCUCAAACUCUUCUGAUUGUACUCAACCUCGCGAGAGGGCCACAAGGUAGGGGAGAACCUACCUCUUGGGAUCCUAAGAAGUGGAAUGUGGAUUUGAGAGGGGCCAGACUCUUGAUGACCAACGGAGAUGUAGCUCUAGGAGCUCAGGAUCAGAGGAAUGAAGACGUGAUGGAAUUGGAACCUUGGGAAGGUCGCAUUUACCUACUGUCAAGUCAUUGA
Molecule: messenger RNA, 1788 nt
Organism: Tremella mesenterica DSM 1558
Lineage: Eukaryota; Fungi; Basidiomycota; Tremellomycetes; Tremellales; Tremellaceae
Exons: 13
Coding region: 1-1788 (595 amino acids)
Biological process (GO): oligosaccharide catabolic process
Molecular function (GO): alpha-amylase activity
Source: RefSeq, a predicted model, not a curated record